CCGAUAAGAACAACAAUAACAACAGCAGUCCACGGCACAUAUGCUGCUCCCCCCAACAAAAAAAAAAAGAGAAAAACCUGUGAUCCACCCGAAAUCCACUGGGAAAUCAACAGAGCAGUCGCUCGUGGAAACACCAACGGAAUAUACCAUAUUAUUGAAAUAGGGGAGCACAUCGGACUAGAAACACCAACAACCGUUCGUGCGCCCGGCGGCCACAACAAUAACAAAAUCGCUUUUAAUUGAAAUUUAUUUGUUGUGAUGCGGCUGCCACGGGGGGUUCCGCCGUAGUCCCAGUACCGCCCCCUCAUCGCUUGGCCGGCCCGGUCCCUGACGCUGCCACUGCCUCGAAACCUUAAUUAACCGGAUCGGGGAGGAACUGGGCAUAGAGAGCAUGCCAAUGUUAAUUGGAGGCAAUCAAUGUGCCUGAGGUCCCUCUAUCGAACGGAAGAACCGAUCCCGCGGAGCCUCGGAAGCAGUUAGUUCUGCGGAGUUGCCGGAAUCGCAACAAUCAUGGCGGAGGAGCGCAACGAAAAGAAGGUCCUCUGCGAGAAGAUCAUCCAGGACAUAAAUGCGGUGUUCCAAAAGGAUGCAGACCUUGCCUCCUUUGAGAUCAUACCCAAGGAGACGAACUGCAACAAAUCGCCGGUGGUGCAUGUGGAGCACAACCUGGGCCUGGAGUCGUGGUGUGCCCAGCAUGUCUACGAUCAUGCCCAUCGCACCCUUAUCUCUCAUCGCCGCCAGACGUGGCAGCAACAGCUCCGCACCCUACAACAGCAGCAGCAGAGCGACUCCCUGGCCAAGUACCUGAAUGUGGCGCUGCUGAUUAAUCCGGACGUGACCACUUUCUGGCAUAUACGUCGCCAGCUGGUGCAGAAGAACCGCCUGAGCAUCAACAAGGAGCUUCAGUUCUCCGCCCUCGUGCUGUCCAUCAAGCCCAAGUCCAACGAGGCAUUCGCCUAUCGCCGUUGGCUCUACUCGUUCCAAAGCGCCGACGCCAUCGACUGGCCCAACGAGAUCGGAAUCUGCGAGCGGGCGGCGGAUCGGUGCGCCAGUAAUUACCAUGCCUGGUCGCAUCGCCAGUGGAUCCUGCAGAGCGGCCCCUGUCUGCUCCAAUCGGAGCUGCUGCGCACCGAGAAGUUCAUGCGGAAGCACAUCAGCGACUACAGCUGCUACCACUAUCGCCAGGUGCUCCUCGGACGAGCCUACGAGCUCUGCUUUGCCCUGCCCACCGCCGAACCCACCUCAAGUUCGGGAUCUUCAUCGCUGGCCAGUCUACAGCAACUACUGGCCGAGAACUAUGGCCUGCCGUGUCAGGCCAGAGCGGAGAGUCUGCUAAGCCUGCUCCUGCCCCAUGUGGAUCGGAGUUCUGUGAGCGAGCAGCGCCUGCGUUCCUUCCUCUACUGCUGCAAUGUGGCCGCCCACGAUAUGCGACUGUGCUCGGAACAGCGGACGCUGUACGGAGCGCGAGAUUGCUUCGAGCUGCAUCGCCGUGCAGCCCUCAAGUUUAUAGUGGAAGAGUGCGUUCGCUUGGAGGCAGGCCUGGCCAGUGGUCCGACGGUGGGGAAUGUUGCAAGCGCCGCAAAAGAGCUGCAAUCCCAUCUCACCAGUCUGGACUUUGAGGCGCAUCCGUUUCUGGGCGCCGUUCGCCAGGCAGAGUUCACGCUGGGCAGCAAGCAUCGCAGGUGGUGCAAUCUCCAUCUAAGCUUUGGCUAUCCGGCGGAUUAGGCCAUGUUAACACAGACACACA
Molecule: messenger RNA, 1747 nt
Organism: Drosophila bipectinata
Lineage: Eukaryota; Metazoa; Arthropoda; Insecta; Diptera; Drosophilidae
Gene: temp
Product: protein prenyltransferase alpha subunit repeat-containing protein tempura
Biological process (GO): protein prenylation
Cellular component (GO): cytoplasm
Molecular function (GO): protein prenyltransferase activity
Source: RefSeq, a predicted model, not a curated record